Penicillium odoratum is the source of this 1296-nucleotide messenger RNA. RefSeq names its product male sterility domain containing protein. The record is from RefSeq and is a predicted model, not a curated record. Gene Ontology annotation, biological process: long-chain fatty-acyl-CoA metabolic process. Gene Ontology annotation, cellular component: peroxisome. The coding region runs from base 1 to 1296 and encodes 431 amino acids. NCBI's taxonomy places the organism in Eukaryota, Fungi, Ascomycota, Eurotiomycetes, Eurotiales, Aspergillaceae. The transcript has 2 exons. Gene Ontology annotation, molecular function: alcohol-forming very long-chain fatty acyl-CoA reductase (NADP+) activity.
AUGGCCAUGUGGGAAUAUUUCAGUGGCAAAUCAGUCCUGAUAACCGGUGGAUCUGGUUUUUUAGGGACAGCCAUUACGUAUCGUCUACUCGAUCGUUCAUCCGUCUGUCAUGUCUACAUUUUGUGUCGAGGAGGGGUAGAAUCUAAGUGGAAAAUGUGGUUAUCGGAGAGAACUGUUGAGAUGCUGCUAGAUUCAACUCGUCUUUCUGUAGUUGACGGAGAUAUGCUCCUGCUCGAUAUGGGAAUCUCGAAAACAGAGCUAGAGAAACUUCAGCUGGACGUUAAUGCGGUUGUUCAUACCGCAUCUUCCAUCAACCUAGGAAGACCCUUAUCUGGCUUGCAAAAUUCGAUCAUUGGAGCAAGCGAGAUGAUUGCAAGGUUCUCCUUAACAUGUAAGGAGCUCGAUCGCUUUGUCUACGUGUCCAGUGCAUAUGCAAAUGCUCACCUUCACGCUCAACCUGAGCACCCUGUCUCUGAUGUGGAAAUUAAAGAAGAUUUCUAUGAUCUUAAACUCCAAGGGGAUCCGAUGGACGAAUGGAAUCAAGUCCAAGAGAACGGCACGAGCGAGUCGUUCGAAACCGAAAACUUCCCUUGGGCUUAUGCCUACGCGAAGCAUCUAACGGAACGACUACUUCUGCAACUGUUUUCUCAGCACGCCGAUAAAACGAAAUUGCUUAUUAUCCGUCCCUCCGUGAUUGGGCCAGCCCAGGCCUUUCCAUUUCCUGGAUAUAGCAUUCCCAUAUCCACGCCGUCAACAAUGCUUGCCGCUGGAAUAGCAUUGACUCUGUCUCCCAGGGUUAAAAUUGCGACCCGUGUUGUAUCACCAGAGACACAAACCCAUAUAGAUGAGGUUCCCGUUGAUGUUGUUGUCGAUCGUCUCCUCAGCCAUCUAGCUGUAGGAACUUAUGGCUGUGUCCAUGCUGUCAGCGGGAAAAAAGCUCGAAUGGUCUUCCAGGAAUGGUGGCAAGGAGCUUUGAUGAAUCGUCGGAUUCCUUGGAAUUCGUCUAUUUCUUGGGUUUCAGCUGAUUGGAAAUCCCAAGAGCAACAUCACUUCAAUCGUCUAUAUGUAAUCUUAGGGGCUUCAUUUGAGUUUUCAGAAGAACGAACUGUAUCUUUGAGCACGAAACUCACUGGCGAAGAUCUUUCGGGUUUGCAAUUGUUUAACAACAUUGACCUCGCGGGCCAGCUGCUGGAUAGAAAGGGGCACAUUCAGUAUGUCAUGGAGAAGUUUGCGCAGAAAGGAUGGUUGGUUUGGUUGAUUGUUAAGCUUUUAUAUGGUUUUGGUUACACCAACUGA